This is a messenger RNA of Strongylus vulgaris, 1340 nucleotides long. The record is from the annotation of a GenBank genome assembly. Lineage: Eukaryota; Metazoa; Nematoda; Chromadorea; Rhabditida; Strongylidae.
AUGUUUAUUCAGCAAUGUAUUGGGGCUGCCAUUUCAGAAUCGUCCUCUUCUAUGCCUCAUGUAUAUCUAGCACCAGACGAAUUUGUUUCAUUUCCAAAACUUCCUGUGCAAGCCAUCCAACCACAAACCGACGAACUGGAUCUUUUUGAUCCUUGUGAAUUGCGCUCCGUUGCCAUCACUCUGGCCCUUAUAUCCUAUCCCGACAUCCCAAUUUCUGACGAGUCAGAGGUUCUUCAUGAAGGGCAACAACGAAAUCUCGAUGAAGAUGUACAUACAAAUAAAAACGAUCCUGUGCAUAUUACGUGUCCGCUAGUAGAACCUCCAAGCUUGCUUAUGCGGCUUUUCGAAUCAUCUCAUUUUUCUCCAGCUAUCGCCAUGAAGUACCUUUUUUCUUGCUCGGAAAAAGGAGCAAAACAGUAUUUAGGGAAAAAGUUCUUUUCUUUUCACCAUUCCCGCGUAGAUUUCUUUAUUCCACAGCUUAUUAGCUUGUACAUAAAUGACAAGGAGGUCGCUAGUGCUAUUCACAAUUAUAUCGAGGAACGAUGCAAGGGAAGUCUUCAUUUCGCUUUAAUAUGUGUGUGGCUGUUAGAGUCCUUAGGUGUUGAUAGAUUGAGAAUCAAGGACCGCGAUCUUGCACACGGAGAUAUUUUACGGCGGAUGAUCCUUAAUGAAUUCAAGCCCCCAAAGCCAAUCGGGUCUUUGAAGAAGUGGACCUCUAUAAAUGAUCGGUCUGGAUGUCUAGCUAACGGGUCUUUACUGAAUCCCGAAAAUCUCAACUCCGGAUUGCAGCUUACUAGAAGCGAAAGUGCUGCUACUUCAUUACGGUUCUUAUCUCCAGCUACCUUGAGCGGAGAUCUCACGCUCAACUUGGGCUGUCAUUGUUUUGAAAACGACGAUGCCAUAGAGUGCACUUGUGAAGCCAGUGCAAUGGAUGCACAGAAAGGCUUCGUGAGUUGGCUUGUUCGCAUUGGAAACAAUUUGAAGGAGGAACCCACGAAGGGAGAAAAAACCCGUCGCCUUGUCAGUGAGCUGCUUGUGUUGAACAUGCAUCUGCCAGCUCGGGUGUGGAUACCUUUAUCAGAAGGUCAUGUCGUUUUAAACAUUCCUCCUACCAACAGCUGUGUGCUCAAUAGCAAAGACAAGGCUCCCUAUUGCAUAUUUGUGGAAGUGUUGCGGUGUUCUGACGUUAAGAAGGUGCGCCUACCAAAACGCCCUACGACGGGGGAGGAUUAUCCACAAAUGCCGCUGCGGUAUGGCUCUUUUAUCUAUAGAUUCCUGAAUCUUGUCGCGAUUGCCACAAAUUUCUUGUUGUAUGGAACAAUUUUAAUAUUCUACUAGCU